Arabidopsis thaliana (thale cress) is the source of this 1905-nucleotide messenger RNA. Its product is annotated as Galactose oxidase/kelch repeat superfamily protein. The transcript has 2 exons. Lineage: Eukaryota; Viridiplantae; Streptophyta; Magnoliopsida; Brassicales; Brassicaceae. The coding region runs from base 222 to 1526 and encodes 434 amino acids. The record is from RefSeq and is marked reviewed.
UUUGUUUCCCGAGAAGAGAGAGAGAGAGAGACCUACCAGUCCCAUUUUCCGUGUUCAGAGAGCGAAGUGGAAGGUGGUUCACGUUUUCGUCUAAUCUCCGACUAUCACUGAGAUUGGACCAUUUGGUUUCUGGGUUUCUUUUGGUCAGAUAAAGUUACAAGCUUGAGAAUUCUCGAUCUGUGGUUUUUGUUUCUGUUUCUUAUGAACUUCGAGUUUUGAAGAUGGAUCUAUCUUCUCAACGACAAUCCCCAAAUGGUUCUAGGGGUUUUCGUCUUCAAGCUCCAUUGGUGGAUUCUGUAUCUUGUUAUUGUAGAGUAGAUUCCGGUCUUAAGACUGUUGUAGAAGCAAGGAAGUUUGUUCCUGGUUCAAAGCUUUGUAUUCAACCUGAUAUCAAUCCCAAUGCUCAUAGACGUAAGAAUUCUAAGAGGGAGAGGACUAGAAUUCAACCUCCGCUUCUCCCUGGCCUCCCUGACGAUCUAGCUGUCGCUUGCCUUAUCCGUGUUCCUCGUGCAGAACAUAGAAAACUCAGGCUCGUGUGUAAGAGAUGGUAUAGGCUUGCUUCUGGGAACUUCUUUUACUCUCAAAGGAAGUUACUUGGGAUGUCUGAAGAAUGGGUUUAUGUUUUUAAAAGAGAUCGUGAUGGGAAGAUCUCGUGGAAUACGUUUGAUCCUAUCUCUCAGCUUUGGCAGCCGCUUCCACCUGUUCCAAGGGAAUAUUCAGAGGCUGUUGGGUUUGGUUGCGCUGUUUUAAGCGGUUGUCAUCUUUAUUUGUUUGGAGGUAAGGAUCCUUUAAGAGGGUCAAUGAGGAGGGUCAUUUUCUAUAAUGCAAGGACGAAUAAGUGGCACAGAGCACCGGAUAUGCUUAGGAAGCGGCAUUUUUUUGGUUGUUGUGUUAUAAACAAUUGUUUAUAUGUAGCGGGUGGGGAGUGUGAAGGAAUUCAAAGGACACUUCGCUCAGCUGAGGUUUAUGAUCCAAACAAGAACAGGUGGAGUUUUAUUGCUGAUAUGAGUACAGCAAUGGUGCCUCUGAUCGGUGUGGUUUAUGACAAAAAGUGGUUUCUCAAGGGUCUUGGGUCUCACCAACUAGUAAUGAGUGAAGCUUAUGACCCAGAAGUUAAUUCAUGGAGCCCGGUUAGUGACGGGAUGGUUGCUGGUUGGCGUAAUCCGUGUACUUCUCUAAACGGUCGUCUUUACGGAUUGGAUUGUAGGGACGGAUGCAAACUCAGGGUAUUUGAUGAAUCCACGGAUUCAUGGAACAAAUUCAUGGACAGUAAAGCUCAUUUGGGAAACUCGAAGUCGCUUGAAGCUGCAGCUCUUGUUCCUCUACACAAUAAGCUUUGUAUAAUCCGGAACAACAUGAGCAUGAGUCUGGUUGAUGUCUCGAAUCCUGACAAAAACAACCCUCGACUGUGGGAAAACAUUGCCGUAAAAGGACAGUCCAAGAGCAUUCUCAGUAAUAUAUGGUCGAGUAUUGCAGGGAGAGCUUUGAAGAGCCAUAUAGUGCAUUGUCAAGUGCUUCAAGCGUGACAAAAAUGUUCUGAAACUCAACAAUGGAGCCAAUGUUCAGAAGAAAUCAGCCACCUUGAGCUUCCAAGAAGGAUACAUAUCUGACUCAAGAACUGUUUCAGUCUUUCAGAGUCAUGCAAAGGAGAACUCACGUCUGGCCUUUAACAGAUCACAGGCGAGACGAAGAGAGAGCAAGACAGUGAGGUGGGUUACAUUUGUUCACCAUUUCUUCUGGUGUUAAAAUCUGUGUUAGUAUUUAUAGGAAUCGCUUUAAUGGUUUUGGCAAUUUGUUAUAGCAUUUUGUUGACAUUUUCUUCUGUGAUUUGUAAAUCUUAAAUCUUUCUUCUCUUUGGGCAGUAUAACAUAAUCUGAUUCGAAUAAUUAAGAUAGUAUCUUUUCC